AUGUACUUGUACAAUUUAACAUUGCAAGGUUCAUCAGCAAUUAAUCAGGCGAUUCAUGGAUCCUUUUGCGGAUUACCAAAACAACAGGAAGUAUGCGUUGCUCGCGGUAAUCUACUUCAAUUAUUGUUUUGUGAUCCAAAAACGGGGAAAAUUCAUGUUUUGUGCAGUCAUAAUACCUUCGGCAUAAUAAGAUCAUUGUUGGCUUUUCGUUUAACUGGUGGAACUAAAGAUUAUAUUGUUGUCGGUUCGGAUGCUGGACGUAUUGUGAUCUUGGAAUAUAAUGCACAAAAAGUAUGCUUCGAAAGAGUUCACCAGGAAACCUUCGGGAAAACUGGAUGUCGUCGAAUUGUUCCGGGACAAUUUCUUGCCGUUGACCCGAAGGGACGUGCUAUCCUAAUUGGUGCCGUAGAGCGUCAGAAAUUGGUAUAUAUUAUGAAUCGGGACGCAUCGGCUAAUUUAACAAUUAGUUCACCGCUGGAAGCACACAAAUCUCAUUGCAUCUGUUACAGUGUCGUUGGUGUAGAUGUUGGAUUCGAAAAUCCUACUUUUGCAUGUUUAGAAGUUGAUUAUGAGGAAGUUGACCACGAUCCUACUGGACAUUUGGCUACCAAAAUUCCACAAACCUUAACUUUUUAUGAAUUGGAUCUCGUGCCUGGUGGACAAGAUGGACCGAGUGGUGUUAUUGUUUGUUGCGAAAAUUACCUUGUUUACAAAAAUUUAGGUGAUCAACCAGACAUCAAAUGUCCAGUACCACGAAGAAGAAACGAAUUGGACGACUGCGAUCGCACCGUCAUCAUUGUGUGUUCUGCAACACAUAAAACAAAACUAAUGUAUUUUUUCUUGGUACAAACCGACCAGGGUGAUAUUUUUAAGGUUACUCUGGAAAGUGAGCAUGAUAUUGUUACCGAACUUAAAAUCAAAUAUUUUGACACAAUACCAGUCUCGAAUGCUAUGUGCAUUUUAAAAACGGGAUUUUUAUUUACUGCAAGUGAAUUCGGAAAUCAUCAUUUAUAUCAGAUAGCACAUUUGGGUGAUGAAGAUGAUGAGCCUGAAUUUUCAUCUCGAAUGCAGUUGGAGGAAGGUGAAACAUUCUUCUUCGCUCCUCGUGGACUUACAAAUUUGGCAGUUGUGGACCAGAUGGAUAGCCUAUCACCGCUUAUUUCUUCUUACAUUGACGAUUUGGCUAAUGAAGAUUCUCCUCAAAUUUACACGUUGGUUGGACGUGGCCCACUUUCUGCAGUCAAAGUGCUGCGCAAUGGUUUAGAAGUAACGGAAAUGGCUGUUUCUGAAUUGCCUGGUAAUCCGAAUGCUGUUUGGACUGUUAAACGAAACAUCGAUGAUAAAUUUGAUUCUCAUAUCGUUGUAUCCUUCGUUAAUGCAACACUAGUCCUAUCUAUUGGUGAAACUGUCGAAGAAGUUACGGAUUCUGGUUUUCUUGGUACAACACCGACUCUUGGUUGUGCACUUAUUGGCGAUGAUGCUCUGUUGCAGGUGUAUCCAGAUGGUAUUCGACACAUUAGGGCUGACCGGCGAGUAAAUGAAUGGAAAGCACCGGGGAAACGUACAAUUAUGAAAUGUGCUUUAAAUCGAAGGCAGGUAGCAAUCGCACUUGCUGGUGGUGAACUCGUCUACUUUGAACUUGACACUGGGCAACUCAACGAGUACACCGAACGACGUGAAUUACCUGCGGAUGUCCUGUGCAUGAGCUUAAGUGAAAUUCCUGAAGGAGAGCUACGGUCACGUUUCCUUACUGUAGGUUUAGCUGACAAAACAGUACGAAUUAUAUCCCUGGAUCCACAGGACUGUCUUUCGCCGCUUAGCAUGCAAGCGCUGCCAUCGGAACCGGAAUCAAUUAUUGUUUUGGAAAUGUUUGGCACUGAGACACAAAGUGCGUCAACUGUUCAUUUGAAUAUUGGUUUACAGAAUGGAUGUUUGCUGCGAACCACUGUCGAUCAGGUUACGGGUGAGCUAACCGAUAACAGAACUCGUUAUCUGGGGACAAAAAGUGUAAAGUUGUUCCGUGUGAGGAUACAAAGUAAAGAUGCGAUUAUGGCUGCGUCAUCUCGAGCUUGGCUUUUGUAUGAUUACCAAAGCAGAUUUCAUCUAACUCCUCUUUCCUAUGCAGCUCUGGAAUAUGCAGCAGGCUUUUCAUCGGAACAGUGUCCAGAAGGGAUUGUAGCUAUCGCAGAAAAUACAUUGAGGAUUUUGUCGCUUGAAAAGCUGGGAGCCGUUUUUAACCAUGUUGUAUAUCCACUGGAUUAUACACCUCGCCGUAUGGUGGUGCAUAAGGCAUCCGGAAAUCUGAUUAUAAUCGAAAAUGAUCAUGCUGCUUUCACGGUAAAAGGAAAAAUGGAACGUCGGAAACAGCUCGCUGAUGAACUGAUGGAGGUAGCAAAGGAGGCAGAAGAAGCAGAUCAACAAGCAGUGAAAGAAAUGGCUGAUGCAAUUCGUACGGAAAAAAUUGAUGAAAGAGUUUAUGGAUCACCAAAAAAUCAGAAAGGCAAAUGGGCGUCAGCAGUUCGAGUUAUGCGCAGUAACGACGGUGAAACACUUUCACACUUUCCAUUCGCUGAAGAUGAAGCUGCGUUUGCGAUAGCAAUGGUGCAAUUUCAAAAUCAAAGUGACACACAAUUUGUGCUAGUUGGUUGUGGUUGUGAAUUACAACUGAAACCGAGAAAGGCGAACGGAGGAUGCAUUUAUACCUUCCUUUUGGCAGCUAAUGGCACCACACUUCAGCUGCUGCAUAGAACGUCAACCGAUGAAGUCGUCAAUUCCAUUCAUGAUUUUCGUGGAAUGGCGUUAGCCGGAGUAGGGAAAAAAGUACGGCUGUACGAUCUUGGCAAGAGGAAAUUGCUUGCUAAAUGUGAAAACAGGAAGCGAGCUAUGGUAUUCGUCUUCGGCGAUUAA
Acanthocheilonema viteae is the source of this 2907-nucleotide messenger RNA. The record is from the annotation of a GenBank genome assembly. NCBI's taxonomy places the organism in Eukaryota, Metazoa, Nematoda, Chromadorea, Rhabditida, Onchocercidae.